Messenger RNA from Naegleria fowleri, 1590 nucleotides. RefSeq lists its product as uncharacterized. Lineage: Eukaryota; Heterolobosea; Eutetramitea; Acrasida; Naegleriidae. The transcript has a single exon. The record is from RefSeq and is a predicted model, not a curated record. Gene Ontology annotation, molecular function: phosphatidic acid binding; phosphatidylinositol binding; GTP binding. The coding region runs from base 1 to 1590 and encodes 529 amino acids.
AUGAAGGCGAGCCUUCUCCGAGGUCAUGCAGCCAGCAGUUUGUUCUUUUCAUUGCCAAAGCCAUCCAAUCUCACCAUGAUGAUGGUGGCAUCAUCUCACCCAAACCAUCCUUGUCUUUUAAAAACCAACUGCCAUGAUGACGAUUCUAAAUAUUUGAAAAUUUCUGAAAUUCAGAAGAGAUGUUUCCGUACCUCCUUUUCCUCAUUCUCAUCAUCAUUCAGUCAUAAUGAUAACAGAAAUGAAUUCAAUAAUUCUUCCUCCUCAAAAUUCGGAAUCUAUUGUGCAGUUGUUGGAGUCGCUACUGCAGUAGGCGUAUGUGCCAUGAUGUUGAAAGACUACAUCACUCAAGAUAACAAUGAUGCUGAACAACAAUUAAUUGAGCAUAAUGCAAAUAUGUCCUAUGAUGCAAUCAUGGAAGUGCUAGCCGAGGAUCCAAAGGGACUUUCCUUUUAUCCUAGUAGGGAUACUCCUCCAAUAUUUAGAGUUGUGUUGACUGGUGGUCCAUGUGCGGGUAAGACAUCAGCAAUGCAAAAGUUGAGAGAACGUUUGCAAAAUCUCGGUUUUCAAGUAUUUAUUAUACCAGAGGCUGCUACCUUGUUGAUGACAGGUGGUGCCAAGGUUACGGACAAGUCAACAGUGGAGGAAAUUUUGGCAUUUGAGACUUAUAUUAUCAAGACUCAGAUGGCUAUUGAGGAUAAUUUUAGGGAACUUGCCAAGGUGAGCAAGAAGCCAACAAUUUUGCUUUGCGAUAGAGGAACAUUGGAUCCAAAAGCGUACGUCUCUGAUGAUUUAUGGCAAGCAUUGAUGGAUAUGAAUGGAUGGUCAAUACCACAACUUCGUGACCAGAGAUACGACUGCGUUAUUCAUCUUGUCACCACAGCCAUUGGAGCUGAAAAAUACUAUACGAUUGAAAACAAUACUGUUAGAACGGAAACAAUCGAGCAAGCCAGAGAGCUUGACUACAAGCUGAGAGCUUCGUACAUUGGACACCCUCAAUUGUAUAUUGUUGACAAUGCUGUCAAUAGUUUUGAUGAAAAAUUACAAAAAGUUUUUAACAUUCUUUCACAUCAACUCGGAUUCCCAAGAGCUAAAUCUUCACGAAGACGUUUCUUAUUGAAACCAAUGCAAAAAGUGGAUAUUGAUUUACGACAUGAAAUUAUUGACCUUGAACAAAUUUUCCUGCCAACAAGUAACGACAAAGACAUUAUCAGAAUUGUAAAGAGAGGUCAAAAUGGAGUUUUUACCUACUCUUACCACUCAACUACUACAACAGAUGAUGGAUUUGAAACAAUUUCUGCUCGACCAAUUUCAGCGAGAACCUACGUCAACCUUGCAUCAUCUGCUGACAAGAGUAGAAUUCCAAUCUCAAAGAAGAUUUAUAGUUUUGUGUACAAGAAUCACUACUUUGAACUGAAUCAUUACCUUAAUGGAAAAGGAAAAGGAACCUUUAUUUUGAGUGUUGAAGCUGUCGCUGGUCAAGAAGUUACACUUCCUUCAUUCCUCAGUCCUUACGUUUUGGAAGAAGUGACCGAUAGUACCUAUUUGUCUUCUUAUGAAUUUGCUAAAAAGGACUCCAGUCAAAACGAGUGA